Molecule: messenger RNA, 1053 nt
Organism: Alternaria arborescens
Lineage: Eukaryota; Fungi; Ascomycota; Dothideomycetes; Pleosporales; Pleosporaceae
Exons: 3
Coding region: 1-1053 (350 amino acids)
Cellular component (GO): P-body
Molecular function (GO): hydrolase activity
Source: RefSeq, a predicted model, not a curated record
AUGCAUAUUCUUGUCACCAACGAUGAUGGUCCACCAUCAGAUCAGUCCUCGCCCUACGUACAUUCGCUGGUGUCAACACUACAGAAGCAUGGGCAUACCGUGUCAGUCGUUCUCCCGCAUACACAGAGGUCAUGGAUAGGCAAAGCACACCUUGUGGGCAAAUCCAUACAACCGACAUACUACCGCCCCGCGCCCCUCCAAACAAACGCUGAAGGGCGUCUCACGAACCAUGGCACAACGCACAACUCCCCUCUGCCAUCCUCAUCGAACGAAGAAGAAUGGGUGCUCGUCGACUCGACGCCUGCUUCCUGCGUACAGAUCGGUCUCUACCACUACUUUUCAGACCGCGGCCCGAUUGACCUCGUAGUCAGUGGCCCUAACUACGGUCGCAACAGCACUGCCAUCUUUUCCUUAUCGUCGGGCACAAUUGGUGGCGCAAUGGAGGCAGCAGUAUGCGGCAUGAAGUCCAUCGCCCUCUCGUACGCAUUCUUCGACCGCAACCACGACGCCAAGAUCAUCAGCGAUGCCAGCGAGCUCAGCGCUAAACUCAUAAAACAUCUGUGGGAUCACUGGGAUGCAAAUACCCACCUUUACACCGUCAACGUACCGCUGGUUGAAAACGUUGGAGAGCGCAAGAUCCUAUGGACGAACAUGCUGCAGAACUCGUGGAAGAGCGGAAGCUGUUUCCAAGUCGUCGAAGUACCGUCCGAAGCUGACGACACACCGUCAGACAUUGAGGGUCAGAUACGCAAACAAGAGGAGAAGUUUGGGAAGAAGGAGCUGAAGGCGAACUCUGAAAUACAAGGUGGAGUGUCGGGCACAGACAGUGGGCGAGAAACGCCUUCAGGUCAGGCCCAUAUGCGGUAUACACACAAGCACUUCAAAUGGGCACCGACUUUCAAAGAUGUGUAUGAGAGUGUUGAGGCCAGUGAGCCCGGCAAUGAUGGAUGGGCGGUCGCGCAGGGCUUUACCAGUGUGACUCCACUACGGGCAAACUUUAUGCAUGUGAAUGGGUUUGAGGGAGAAAUCAAGCUGGGUGCGGGGGCUUCGUAG